Messenger RNA from Vicia villosa (hairy vetch), 1239 nucleotides. RefSeq lists its product as uncharacterized. The transcript has 3 exons. The record is from RefSeq and is a predicted model, not a curated record. Bases 1 to 1239 code for a protein of 412 amino acids. Gene Ontology annotation, molecular function: nucleic acid binding; zinc ion binding. NCBI's taxonomy places the organism in Eukaryota, Viridiplantae, Streptophyta, Magnoliopsida, Fabales, Fabaceae.
AUGCAUGAUCCUGAUGGAGCGCAAGCUUGGCUCAAGGAGAUGGAACUGAUUUUUUUGGGUUAUGGAUUGCUCUGUAACAUAAAAAGUGCGGUGACUGAGUAUGCUGCUAGAUUUGUAGAGUUGGCAAAGUUUUAUCCUCAUUACGAUGAGGCUACUGCUGAGUUCUAUAAAUGUAUCAAGUUUGAGAACAGUUUGCGUCCCGAAAUCAAGCGGGCAAUUAAAUAUAAAAAAAUCUGCAAGUUUCUGGAGUUGGUGGAUUCUUGUAGAAUUUACGAGGAGGAUAAUAAAGCUCAUUACAAGUCUAUGAGUGAAAGGAGGGGCAAGCAACAUCAGAACCGUGGAAAGCGUUACACUUCUCCAGCUAACAAAGGUAAACUAAGAGUUGUUGAUGGAAAAAAUUCAAGUGGGGAGGCGCUCAUGCUAACAUUAGAUGUUAAAGAUGUGGUUGGUCACGAGGUGGCUGAUUGUGAGUUCAAAGUAGUUGUGUGUUUAAAUUGUGGCGAGGAAGGACAUAUUAGUGAUCAAUGUCAGAAACCGAAGCGAGCUCAAACCGGAGGGAAAGUUUUUGUGUCAUCUGAGACUCAGAAAACUAAUGAAGACAAUUUGAUCAGUGGUACAUGUUUCAUUAAUGGUACUCCUUUACUUACUAUUAUUGAUACUGGUGCUACUCAUUGUUUUAUUGUUGUUGAUUAUGUAAAGAGGUUGGGUCUUGUUUUAUCUUUUAUGAAUGGAGAAAUGAUUGUCGAUACUACGGCUAAUGGGCCGGUGACUACUUAUCUUAUAUGUUUGCAGUGUCCUUUGUCGAUGUUCGAUAGAGAUUUUGCUGUGGAUUUAAUUUGUUUACUGUUGAGUGGACUGGAUGUGAUUUUGGGUAUGAAUUUUUUGGAAUGCAACUAUGUUCAUAUUAGCUGUUAUAACAAAUUAGUGCGGUUUUCUACUUCCGAUGAGGAGAAGGAAACUGAGUUCUUACCUGCUAGACAGUUUAAUGAGUUGAUGAAAGAUGAAGUUCAGGUGUUUGCAUUGAUGGCUUCUUUAAUCAUUGAAAGUAAGGCUACUAUUGAUGAAUUACCAGUAGUGCGAGAAUUUGCCAAAGUUUUUCCAGAUGUACCGCCAGAGAGAGAAGUGGAAUUUACUACUGACCUUGUCCCUGGUACUAGACAUGUAUCUAUGGCAUCAUACAGUAUGUCGGCGUCUGUAUUAGUAGAGUUGAAUAAACACUUAGAAGGGCCGCUUGAUUAG